Messenger RNA from Kazachstania africana CBS 2517, 1014 nucleotides. It is a transcript of the gene REX2, whose product is annotated as Rex2p. Gene Ontology annotation, molecular function: nucleic acid binding; 3'-5'-RNA exonuclease activity. The coding region runs from base 1 to 1014 and encodes 337 amino acids. NCBI's taxonomy places the organism in Eukaryota, Fungi, Ascomycota, Saccharomycetes, Saccharomycetales, Saccharomycetaceae. The record is from RefSeq and is a predicted model, not a curated record. The transcript has a single exon. Gene Ontology annotation, cellular component: mitochondrion.
AUGUUCUUAAAGAGUGUUGUAAAAACUAAAGCUUUACGACUUCCAUCAGCGCGCAGACUGCUUCCUUUUGUAAGUCAAUACUACAGACGUCCUUCUUUGAGUUUAUGGAAGAUGAGCCAGCAAAAUAGUUUGUCUCCUUUUGAAGAGAGAAAUAAGAUUUUCAAACCCAUAGUUUGGGUCGAUUGUGAAAUGACAGGUUUAGACCAUGUUAACGAUCGUAUUAUCGAGAUAUGCUGUAUUAUAACGGAUGGGAACUUAAAUAUAAUAGAUGAGACUGGUUAUGAGAGUGUUGUCCACUGUGAUAAGUCAGUCUUAGAUAACAUGAAUGAAUGGUGUAUUGAACAUCAUGGGAACAGUGGUUUGACUGCUAAAGUACUCGCCAGUGAUAAGACCAAGGAGCAAGUUGAAACUGAGUUGUUAGAUUACGUUAAAAAAUAUAUUCCUGAGAAAAAUACGGGUAUCUUAGCGGGUAAUUCUAUUCAUAUGGAUAGAUUGUUUAUGUUGAAAGAAUUUCCAACUGUGAUCGAUCAUUUAUUCUACCGAUUAAUUGACGUCAGUACUAUAAUGGAAGUUUCGAGGAGACACAAUCCUGAUCUGGCUAGCGUUUUCCCAAAAAAGGAAACCGCACAUACUGCAAAGAAAGAUAUUCUAGAGAGUAUAGAGCAAUUAAGGUGGUAUAUGAAGCACUACCUGAAAAAUACCGAGGAGACUAAAGCAUUUGUCGAAGUUGCUGCUGUGGAGAAGAGAAGACUCGAACAAGAAGGACUGGCGACAUUAUCUGACAGCACCGUCAAAGUAAAUCAAAAUAUCACUAUCGAAGUUGAAACUGAAGAAACAACGAUUGAUGUUGUCAACGUAGACAUUGAGACAAAAAAGAAACACAAGAAGAAGAGUAGCAAGAGGAAAGAAUCAAAAUCUAGCGAUAAAUCUAAAAAGAGGAAGAAAGAAAAAGAAGAUGACAGAUCCUCUUCAAAAUCCAAAAAGAAAUACAAGAAAAAGUCUCAAUCUUCUUAA